UGUAGCCAUAGAGGGGACAAAAUACAGUGUGUUUCUUUAAAAGAACAAAUGUACCAAGGUACUCUGUACCUUGAACUCACCUAAACCAACGCAAGUUAAGUGGCACAUACAGUGUACCUGUCAGGAAGCCGGCUUGCACGUGAUCACAUCUAUUUUUAUUUUUUCUACAACAGACGAUAAUUUCAGGCUAUUCGGUCUUUUGAUCUGGAAAUAUGUUUGCACACCUCCCCCACAGUCUCCUUUCAUCUCUCUUACUUGCAACAAUCAUCUACCUGUCGGGUCAUGGGUGCUACGGAGGGAAGAUACUGGUGGUUCCGCUGGAAGGAAGCCACUGGGUGAACAUGGAUAUUCUGAUAAGGGAUCUACACGACCGUGGACAUUCCAUCACUGUGAUACGGACAACUAAGAGCUGGUACAUCAAAGAGAACUCGACCUACUUCGACUCAAUCACGGUAUCUGUCACUGAAGGCUUUGAUGAGGAAUUUGUAAAGCCAAUCCUGCAAAAACUGUUUGACAUAGAGAGAGGUAAAAGCUCAGCCUUGAAUUUCUUUGGUCUGCAAAUGGAAGCUAUGUAUUUCAUCCCCAAAUCUGUUGACCAUGUGUGUUUAAUGGCAACCGCCAUGUUCGAGGACAAAACCCUGAUGCAGAACCUGAAUGAGAGUCAGUUUGAUCUGGUGCUCACAGACCCUGCCUGGGGCGCUGGUAUCAUGCUGGCUCACCACCUUAAGCUACCCUUAGUCUAUAACGUCAGAUGGAUCACCACAGGGGAAGGACAUCUUACGUUAGCACCUUCACCGUUAUCCUACAUACCACUGACAGGAUCAGGGCUCUCAGACAAGAUGACCUUCUCAGAGAGGGUUAAAAACAUGCUAUUCUAUUUGCUGUUGAUGGCACAGAACAACAUCAUUCUUAGGCCACGGUACCAAGCUGUGUGUGAUAAGUACUUGACACCAAAGGUGGAUUUCUUUGAGCUGCAGCAGUCAGCUGAUAUUUGGCUGAUGAGAGUUGAUUUUGUGUUUGAGUUCCCACGCCCCACUAUGCCCAAUGUUGUUUACAUGGGUGGGUUCCAGUGUAAGCCAGCAAAGCCACUUCCUCCGGACCUGGAGGACUUUGUGCAGAGCUCUGGAGAACAUGGAGUUAUCAUCAUGUCUUUAGGGACAUUUGUCAGUGAAAUUCCGAGUGACAUUACCGAAGAUAUAGCAACUGCUUUUGCUGAGCUGCCCCAGAAAGUUAUUUGGAGGUACACUGGAGAGAGACCAUCAACCCUGGGCAACAACACCCUACUAGUAGAGUGGAUGCCCCAAAAAGACCUACUUGGUCACCCUAAAAUCAGAGCCUUUGUGGCUCAUGGAGGAACAAAUGGGGUUCAAGAGGCCUUGUAUUAUGGCGUUCCAGUUGUGGGCAUACCUCUAUUUUUUGACCAAUAUGACAACCUGUUGCGACUGAAAGAGAGAGGAGGAGCGAAGAUGCUAACCAUUGCCACCAUAAAUAAAGACACGUUCCUCCAAGCUUUGCAGGAGGUGCUCCAUGAGCCGUCCUACAGGGAGAACAUGCAGAGGCUCUCCAGGCUGCACAGGGACCAGCCAAUGCAGCCCCUGGACCGGGCCAUGUUCUGGAUUGAGUUUGUUAUGAGACACAAAGGUGCUGCUCACCUGCGCACAGAGUCCUACAAGAUGCCCUGGUACUCCUACCACUCUGUGGAUGUGGUGGUACUCUUACUGGCUGUGGUUAUCUCUGUUGUUGUGAUUUCCUUUGUUGUAAUCAGAUAUACAUGCUGUAAACUGUUAGGAAUGAAGAAAAUGAAACAUGAAUGAUUUCCUAGCUGAGCCCUGGAAUGAGAUAUGGUACAUAUUUACUUGAUGUUUACAGGUGCUUAUUGAAUAAACGGAUUCAACCAUAAAUAAUGUUGUUUGUGAUUCGGAGAAGUACUGUACUAUAUCAUGAAACUGUUUCCAUUUAAUACUGCAAAUAUCAGUUCCCUUUGUACUGAUGAUGCAGCUGAAUACAUUUGUUGUUUCUCUGCAACAAAAAAUACUGAACAUGAGC
Molecule: messenger RNA, 2046 nt
Organism: Sardina pilchardus (European sardine)
Lineage: Eukaryota; Metazoa; Chordata; Actinopteri; Clupeiformes; Clupeidae
Product: UDP-glucuronosyltransferase 1-2-like
Exons: 2
Coding region: 213-1814 (533 amino acids)
Molecular function (GO): UDP-glycosyltransferase activity
Source: RefSeq, a predicted model, not a curated record